This is a messenger RNA of Cheilinus undulatus (humphead wrasse), 4180 nucleotides long. RefSeq names its product putative monooxygenase p33MONOX. NCBI's taxonomy places the organism in Eukaryota, Metazoa, Chordata, Actinopteri, Labriformes, Labridae. The coding region runs from base 312 to 1250 and encodes 312 amino acids. The transcript has 9 exons. The record is from RefSeq and is a predicted model, not a curated record. Gene Ontology annotation, cellular component: cytoplasm.
UAUCCAUCGAGGAAGCUGGCGUUAUUCAUCGGACACAAUAAUGGCUGCUAUCCAACUCCACUGCCCUUUUCUCCGCUGUCCAGUCGACUUUGGAGAGUCACCAAUGCUUCAGUCGUCGUCCUGAAGCCGCCAUUACCUCCGUUCCUUCCCUGGCCUGGCUGCUUACCCACAAUGCAAUGCCAGAAGACUUUGUCUUCCUGUGACAGACCAAUGUAACGGUUUCCACCUCCAUUUCACCAGCAAACCCGCCUCACAGCUUCACCGUAGGAAGGUCCUGUCCUGUUCAUCUCGUUCUUUGUCUGACUGAAAUCAUGUCUGGCUCAGGAGAGUUACCAGCCAUCGAGGGUUCUGGGAUGGGCGGGAUGAAACUUCCCAUCGGGAUGACCCGGCGAGCCCUCAGCUAUGACGAUAAUCUGGAGGCCCCCAUGUCCACGCCCCCCCAUGACAUCAGCAUCAACAACCUGUGGAGGCGACCCAUCAUACCGGACAGGAAGUUCACACACCUGGCUGAGGAGGAUGAAAGUGGUGUAGUGAGUCAGCCUGUAGUGCAUGAGAGCACCCCCUCCAGGUCACCAACUGUAGUGAAAGCCAAGGCCUCCUCCAUAAUCAUGAAUUCUCUCAUCACCAAGCAGACUCAUGAAAGCAUGUACAAGUUUGAGCAGAGGGUGGGGCUUAGCGACACCAGCUACACGCCUCACAAAGGCCUCACUGCUGAGGAGACGAGACACCACCGCCGUAUUCCUGAAUCCCUCCAGAAACUGCAGAUCCAGAGUUUGGAGGCCAGAGAAGAGCAUCAGAGCGCCUCCUCCCAGUCCACUCCCGCUAGUACACCACACACCUCCCCUAGACAACUCCGCAGGAGUUGGUUCAGCAGCACGGGUUCAGAGAUAAGCAUGAGCUCCUCCAGCAGCAGCAUCGACAUGGGAGGAGGCGGAGAAACGGCUGGAGGCGCGGUUGAACGCUGGAGUAUGUUUGGUCCGCGGCCGCAUGUACACAAAUCCACCUCUGACCUGGGAUCAGACUCCACUACUGCAGCAGGCUUUGCGGUGCAGGCCUACCGAGGCGCCCAGAAGCCAACCCCCAUGGAGGUAAUGAAGGCAGGGACCACACGGCUGGGUGACGCGCCUGUAGCGCAGUCAGUGACUCCUCCCAAAAUGGAGAUCCCCAUCGUGGAGAGUCGGCGGCAGGGGUCGAGACCGCACAAGCUCAAAAACAGAGACAUGAACAUCCUGACGCCCUCUGGCUUCUAGGAGAACUCAUCACACCCGCCGCUCCAACUCCAGAGGUCCCAUGGAACAACACUCACAGGAAAAACUCUCGUCAUGUGAACAUUUCUGACCUGAUAGCGUGUCAGAUGGCAUGUGUCAAGCCAUUUGGGUUAACAGGAAUCUGAUGAAGGUAGAUGUCUAUCAUCCUAAUUAUAACGGCACCAUAUUUACCAAACUCACAAACAACAGAUGGUAAAAUAGUGAGCCUGACAAACUGAUAAAAUCUGCAGAUUUUACCAACUAAAGUGGUGCACCAAGUUUAAUUUACAUCAGGAAAACAACCUUUAGGACUGUGUUCAGAUAUCUCUGUUCUUAAAUCAGACUUUGGUUGUGAUAAACUUGGAUGAAACUCAAAUUUAAUGUUUAAAUUAUCCUUCUCAGACACUUUUGAGGGCCAUAACAUUAUGUAAAAUAUGUCAUGGGUCCUUUGAAAGCAGCUCCAACAUCCAGAUCAACUCUGUACCAUCAAUCUUCACCCUCCAAACAUUCAAGGAUCAGAAAAUUAAGCUUUUACCAUCUGCUUUCACUGCUUUUAGAGUCACUUAGCUGUAAAAAUCUAAUCCCUCACUGUUAUAGCUGUCACAUCAGACUGCAGCAUACUGACAUGAUGAACGGUUUGUUUAAGUUUAAGGGGAAGGAGAUCCUGAUCCUAGUUUGAGAUGAUCCCCCUGUUUAUGCACUUUAUACCCUCUCUUUAGACUCUUUAGACCCUUUCACCUUUCUUUAACAUUUCAUUUGUCAGCUUUUAUCGGACAUUUCCCUGAGCAGGGCAGUAAUCCAAAUGAAUUCUGUAACAUACUUUUAAUACACAGAUGAAAACGGCUCAGGAAAUGAGAAAUUUAGCUCCUGCUCACUGAAAUGCUCCACCGUUUUUUUGUUUUGUUUUGUUUUGUUUUUUCAUUUUUAGAUUUUUUAAUGUAUAAAUUGAGUUUUUAUGUCCUGUUGUAAUGACAGGGGAUCAGAAGAAAUGCAUUUCCACCUCAAGUGUGAGAAAAAGUCAGAGCUACAUGUAAACAAGGCUCACACGGAUACUUUAAGAUUAUUAUAUGAAGGAGAAAGCUUCAAGCAUGUUUUAGUUUUCAGUGUGUGAGCUUUGUUAAUAUGUCAGCCUCUGUUUUUCAUCACCCUCUGUUAGAUAUGAAGGUUUCUGGUUGUUUUUUUUAGGAUGAGUUUUUGGUGCUUCUGUGUUAAAGGUUGACUAAAUGAUCAGUACCUCAAUACUUUCCAAUACCACAUGCUUUAAAACCAACCAAGCUGAGUUAGCUUAAUGCCGGGGUUCUCAACCUUUUCAGUCCACGACCCCCAAAUUUGUUUUUCCACAACAACUGAGCUACCUGUUUGAGGGCGCAUCUGAGCCCUCAUUGAGCUCUACAGUCUGGUCUCUGCACAGUCUGAUCUGAUUGACUUUACAUUGUUUUAAAGCAAAAUACAAAGAGCAGACCGACGACGCCAUACGCCGUUCUUCUCCCUUUCUCUCUCUCUCUCUCUGUCCCUCCGCAAUCAAUAAAGAAAUAAUAAUUCACACUUAUCAAAAAGAGAGAAUUUUACUGCAUAGAUGCUAAAGAACAGUCCUCUAAUUAUUUAUCUAUGGGUCUCUAGGAUAGCAGAAAUCAUUUCUUUGGAUUGGGCAGUGCUUUACUAGUGCCAGUUAAAUUUAAGACUCUAUCUUGGGCUAAAUGCUUUAAAAAUCUUAAGCAUUUUAUUUUUAGACAGUCUAGAACCGCUUUGACGUCACCUUGGCACGCUUGGAGGCGGGCCGGCUUGCUUUUGCCCCGCUCCAGAGCAGCCAAAAGUCAUAGUGGAGAAGUCCCAUUCGUGUACUUUGAGUUUUCAAAGUUUGAUUUUAACAUAAUGAGUAAAAUCAUGAUGAAACACAUUGGAGUUUCUACAAAAAAAAAAACCUGUAGAAGCGUUCCUGUACGGUUUUACCAAAAAAACACUUAAAUGGAUGUUGAUUUCUGGCAAAAAUACGUAAAUUUUUUCGCAUGGGUCUUGGGGCGGGCCACCACUGGUCAACUGCACAAACAAAUUUAAGUUUUUUGGCAUUUUUGGUCAUUAAGUUACUCUGUUUUGGCAGCCUAGGACUUCUGUCUUUCUUGCUGUGGUGUUAAAAGGUAUUGAUGUAAUUUGAUUUUUUUCUAUAAGAAUCUGGCGUUGUGACGCUGGCUGACGAAGGCACGGCUGAUGUGCAAACUUGUUGCAUCCUGCAGAAACUUAAAAAAAAACGAAUCUUUCAUUUUUUAUUUUGAGUCAUUGUGCAUUCUUGUGGAAAAAAUGAUUUACUGCCUUACAGUGACUGAAACUGACUGAUUUUGUAUUUUAUUGAAAAAAUGUACCAUGUUCUCAUCAGUCAGUGCCUCUACAGUGCUCCCAUUCUGCCACUUCACUGGCUUUAAGCAAAGUUUCUGCAGGAUGAAGCAUGUGCAUCACACCAGAGUUUAAUGAAAUGUAGCACCUUACUGGUCAUUUUUGUUUUUGCACUUUUAUUGUGAAGUCCAGGCGGUCUCCUUACUGCGUUGAUUCAUGCGUAAAAAUACAAGAGUGCAGUCUGUUUAAUGGCGUGAACAUUUCAGAUCCACUCGCCGCUGUGAUUCUGCUGUUCGAUGUUCUUCUGUGGACACUAAAAGAAGAAAACACUCUGCUGUCAGUCUUAAAUAUUAAAUGACUGUCUCUGUUUAGUUUCACGGUUUGUGUUCACGAGUGCUCUGUGUUAAAAGUGUAACGCUGUUCCCUUUAAAUCCCUCCUGGACUGAAGAAUCACACCUGAGUAUCCUCUGUACAGUAGUGUCUGUGUUUGAGUUAUUUUUGUGUUUUAUCCUUGAAUUUUAUUUUCCACGUGAUGUUUAAAGAUGUUUUUGUACAGUUACUUUUUCUUUGCCAAAAUAGUUUGAGAAUAAAUGUUUCAUUCUCGU